AUGAUCUUCAAUCCGCGCUAUGACCGCCUCGCUCCAGCCUCAGCUUGGAUACCACUCCUCUACGACCCGACGAUCAUCGCAUUUGUGAUUGCGCGUACCCUUCCAGGAAGCAAAGGCAAGGCUACCUUCGCGGUGAUCGGCACUAUCGCCUACUACAGCGUCGUCUUUGCCGUGACCUUCACUCUGACGCUCAUGAUCGCCUUCGCGGAUCCCGGUAUCAAGAAUAUCUGCGCGCAACUUGAGCUUUGCCUGACGUCCGUGAUGAUGUCCCGAAUCACGCUCGCGCUCAAGCGACAUCUCGUCGACAUCACGCCAAUCCUCUCGAGUGGGGCGCAGUAA
Messenger RNA from Peniophora sp. CBMAI 1063, 339 nucleotides. The record is from the annotation of a GenBank genome assembly. Lineage: Eukaryota; Fungi; Basidiomycota; Agaricomycetes; Russulales; Peniophoraceae.